Molecule: messenger RNA, 9922 nt
Organism: Ostrea edulis (European flat oyster)
Lineage: Eukaryota; Metazoa; Mollusca; Bivalvia; Ostreida; Ostreidae
Product: afadin-like
Exons: 27
Coding region: 350-8245 (2631 amino acids)
Biological process (GO): signal transduction
Molecular function (GO): protein binding
Source: RefSeq, a predicted model, not a curated record
UAAUACAUCUGAUCUGACCCUACACGUAUCACGGAAGUUAAACUUAUUUAUUCUAGCCAGGUUAUUUGAUCUAGAGUGACUAUAUAUCGGGGAUUAUCCCAGUUGUAAAUAUUUUUAGGUGCGGGCACCUUGGGGGUAAAUCGCGUAUGUAGGUAGCACGCAUGCGCAGUAAUUGACCAUUCGAUGCCGUUCAAAACCAGUUGUGUUGUGACUGUGUAUUCGAAAUACGGAAGCUAUAGGCUAAUAAUCUGUGAAGAGUCGGAACGACGGAAAUAAUUACUUCAUGUGAAUUGGAUAUAUCUUUACCCAAUAUAUUUAAGUGUGAUUUGAUGGCUGUUGCGUCGCCGAAAUGACGGACAAAAUUCAAGAGCGACAGAGACUCGCUAACAUUAUAACACAGUGGAACCAAGAUCAUUACGACUUAUUCGAAUUAAGUCAACCUAACGAGGAAUGUGAGUUUCACGGUGUGGUGAGAUUUUACUUUCAAGACGGAGCUAAUGUGGUGACAAAGUGUAUCCGCGUGGCCAGCUCGGCCACCACCCGGGAAGUGGUAGAUGUCUUGGUGGAGAAGUUUCGACCCGACAUGCGCAUGCUGACAUCAAAUAAAUAUGCUCUUCACGAGGUCCACGCUAAUGGAGAGGAGAGAAGGCUGGAGAAUUUAGAGAGAGUUUUAUGGGUCCAGCUAAACUGGGGUACAGAAGUCAGAGAGGGAAGAUUUCUACUCAAGCGAGAGGGGGACAGGACAGUGCCUCACACUAUUGACAAGGAAAAUCAGGGAGGGACAUUCAAGAGAAAGCUGUCGAAGCGAGAGAAGAAAGAACAACGGAAGAAAGAAAAGGAGAAAAAGAUCAACGAGUCGGGAAAUGCGGCAGAACAGCUGUACACAGACAUGCCAGAGACGAGGUUCACACGCAGUAUUUCGAACCCCGAGGCCGUGAUGAAGAGGCGACGUCAACAGAAGGUGGAGAAGAAGCUCCAGCAGUGUCGUGGACAGGACGGACAAGGAGGCACACUGAAGAUUUACGGAGAGAGCAUAAAGCCAGAUGUUCCGUACAAGACCCUCCUCCUGUCCACCGCUGACAAUGUUCGAUAUGUCGUCAAGGAAACCAUGGAUAAGUACGGAAUGGAUUUCACUGUCAACGACCCUGAGGAGUUUUGUCUGGUUCAGGUGUUGGUGCCACCUGGUGAGCGAGAGUAUCAUGGGGGGAAUAUCGGGGAGGAGCGGAUUAUGGAGGACCACGAGUGCCCGCUGGCCAUCGCCAUGGACUUCCCGCCCACCAAAGGAACCAUGAUGUUUCACUUUCGGAGGCGAUCAAACGAUGCGAAGAAAACAAAACACAAGAAGCUUCGAGCAGUUUCCCACGAAGAACUCCGAUCAAAGGUGGACGAAGCUCCACCACAGAAACUACCCUACCUUGUAGAACUCAAUCCAGAUGGCUCAGAUAAUCCCAAGGGAAAAGUAUACAGGCUGAACAUGAAAUUUACAGAAGUCGGAAGCGAUCCGUCCAUGUUCAUCAAGGUCCAAGGACCCAAUAUUCAGCCCCGACAUUGUGUAUUAGGUUUGGUGGAGAAGGACGGAGUUGUGACAGUGACUCCCACGAGCCCGGAGUCCGAAACACAUGUCAACAAUCAGAGGAUCUCCGAAACCACAACAUUACAGAACGGCAUGACGGUCAGAUUCGGAAAGCUGCACGUGUACCGCUUCAUUGAUCCGAAUUUUGAAGAGAAACUGAGAAAAGGGCAGAUCCCUCCAGACGGGGCCAUUCAGAAACAGAGAAUUCCGCCACAUCAGAAACCCAUGGAGACCAGCUUCGAUAGCCCUGGCCCCACCCCUUCACCCAGAGACCCCAGACAGCAGGAACCCAUGGAAACACAGAGAAGGAGUGUUCCUCAGCCCAUGGGAUCCCCUCGGAGGGAGGAGAACUCGUACCCUCCCCACAGACAGGGAAGUGAUGCUCUUCCUGCGGUUCUGGAGUUCAGAGAAGACAAGGAAGAGCAUUUCUUUGCGAACAUUAUUCUGGACUCUGCCACAGCGGGUAUCCAGUUUAAGCUGGCUCCUACCUACACUAUAUACCUAGCGGUCCGGUUCUCUCUGUCCAAUGGCUACAGGUCGGAUCUCAGUCCUCAGGACAAGGCCAUCAAAAUUACUGACCUUGUGAUCAAGAUUGCCAACUUCACACAUCAAGCCAUUCAUUCCCACAGAGACAACCCGGCAGCCCUAGCCUUCUGGAUGGCCAACUCCUCCGAGAUCCUCCACUUCUUCAAACAGGACCACGAUAUUCACCCCUUCAGCCAGGAUGCCCAGGAAAUGCUGGCCGAGUCUGUGCAGAUGGCGUUCCACCAUCUUAAUCGCUGUCUUCAGUACGACCUUCAGAGGACACUGCCAGCCUUUCUAGAUGACGGUGAUGAUGAUGAUUCUAGUGAUAAGAACAAGAUGCAGUACAACAGAGGCCGACCUUCACUUGGCGAUGUCCUUGACACUCUGACGUCAGCCAUGAACUUGCUGCGGCGUUGUCGCGUGAAUGCUGCCUUAACCAUUCAGUUGUUCUCGCAGCUUUUCCACUUUAUCAACAUGUGGCUCUUCAACAUCCUGGUCAAAGAGCAGCACCAGUUCUGUAUGCGUGUUUGGGGCGUUCGCCUGAAGCGGCGCCUGAGCAGUGUGGAGGCCUGGGCGGAGAAACAGGGACUGGAACUAGCCGCAGACUGUCACCUGUGUAGAAUUAUUCAGGCUGCUCACUUGCUUCAAGCCCCCAAGAAUAGCCCUGACUGCAUCGCAGACAUCAGCUCCACCUGCUUCAAACUGAACUCCCUGCAGCUUCGAGAGCUUCUCCAGAGAUAUAUUCCAGAGCCGGGGGAACCCCCUGUCCCCCACAGUCUCAUAGAGGGCGUGGUCAAGAUUGCAGAAAACAUGGCAGAUGAACUGAUCAAGAACGACGGUCGACAGGUGUGUUUGGAAGAAGAUGGCGACCUCCAGCUACCCUUCCUUCUCCCAGAAGACGGGUACACCUGUGAUUCUAUCAAAGGCAUUCCAAAGGGAAUCGACGAGUUUAUCGAGCCUCUGGCCAAAGCGGGCCUUUGUCGUGUGAUUCCACAACCCGGAGCCAGCGGAGACUGGACGGUGUAUAUGAGUGGGGAUGAUGGACCCAAAAUUGAUGAGGCUGUGAGAAAGGGCCCCCAGCAACACCCACAGCCGCCUAGUCACCAUGGUGAUCGACAACAACAGUUGCCAAAGGAACCAGAAAUAGCCACAGUGACCUUCAGCAAGGUCAAAGGCAGCAUGGGACUCAGUAUAGUGGAGGCCACGCCAAAGAGCGAGGGACAGAAAGUUAGUGGUAUCUAUAUCAAAUCGGUGGUUCCAGGUGGCGCUGCUGCUCUUGAUGGCAGACUACAAGCAGGGGACCAGCUAUUGGAGGUAGACGGCAAAGGACUGGUCGGCCUUUCUCAAGACAAGGCUGCUGAGUUGAUGACCAGAACUGGACAGACAGUCACACUAAAGGUCGUCAAACAAGGAGCCUUUUACCAUGGUCUAGCUACUCUGCUGAGCCAGCCCUCCCCUGUAUUGCCAAGAGCUUCACCAAAAAAACCAUCAAGCCCACAAAGUUCUAAACACCGCCCUUCAGAGGAAGGACCUCCACCCUACAACGCAGGCCCAGACAUGGACCGAACACGCCCAUUCCAGCCUGGAAUGGACCCUCGGCAGAAACAGGCCAUGCAGAGCCCCCACAAUCGAUCGUCACCAGCUCUAAAUAAGUAUAGAUCAGGAAUCCCCAAUAAGGACAUGGAGGUGAUAUAUGGACGUCAGGAUGCCUUGUGGCGCAUCAUUUUGGAAACUGAUUUGCAAGCCUUUAUAGGAAACAGGAGGCCUGACCCGGAGUCUGCUCCUGGGGCCUUCACCUACCAAAAGCCCCGCAGCAAGAGCGCCUCAAACAUGGAGGAGGAGACGAGACACAAGUUAGGGAUUGUAGAUAAAAUUGCUCCUAGACCCGUGUCUCAGUCUAGUGGCAAACCUGUCCGGAAGGACAAUCGUCAGAAGAAGAAAGAAAGUGUGGUGGAUUUGAGAGAUUUGCAGGAUGAUCUCAAAAUGUAUCGAUCUCAAGGUCAAGGUCAGGUGGGACAUCGACCACGGAGUAAAUCUGUUGGUGAGAUGCAGAGACCGAGACAGAUGCACUCUCAGCAAAAUCUCCCAAACCAUAACCACCCACAGUACUUUGGAAAUAUUCCUCCAAUGCAGCAACACAGACAGGCUUUCUUGACAAAUGAUAAUAUGAACAUUGUUCCUGCAGAGAAAACUCAAUCUCGUAGUUCAUUUCAAAACCUUAAAGCUAGACAUUAUAACAAAAUGAGAACUAGUGGAAUUCAGAGAACCCAUUCGCUGGGUGGAGUUGACCAUGACCAAAAUUAUAGUCCUGUUGCAUACACUGUGCACAGUCAGUCUGUCUCCCCAGCCACGUAUUGUCCCCAGGGUCCUGCUCCGCUAGUCCCAAAACAUGUUAGAAGUCACUCUGCCUCACAAUUACCUACUCAGUACCCCACAACAAAAUACACCCACCCACCUAGUCCCUACCACCAGGUAGUUCAAGGUCACCCACAGCAUGCAUCUCAAGGUCACCCACAGCAGGCAUCACAAGGUCACCCACAGAAGGCAUCUCAAGGUCAUGUUAGACAGGUGUCCCAACCCCAGAGCGCAAGGCAGCCUCCUCAGAAAGUGGUUCACCAUCAGAGGAGUCGGUCCAGCGACCUCUAUAUCCCCACGCGGGGAGACUUCUUUCUCGGGGAGAGUUACGAUUCAGCCCGCGGUAGUGAUUCCAUUCACAGUUACGGUGUCAUGUCACCAAUGGAAUCGUACAACAUGUUUAAGGCCUCGAUGAAGAACACAAACUCAGACAGCGGGAUUAGUGACACCAGGGAGUCGAAAACUUCGUAUGACUCGGGUGAGCCUCUGAACUCGCCCUACCCAGUGUUCUCACCUGUGAGUCCACACCUGUUGAAUAGCACAAUGAGGGACUCGUGGGAUAGGAAUUCUCUGAGUUCCUCCGCGAAUUCAACCAUGAUGGCUGGACGUGGCUCGUACUCGAGAAAUCCAAGGAAUAAAAUUCAGCAAAAAAACAGAGGUGGUCGUGACUCCUCUAUGAUGCCAGGGGGGAGAACUCUUCGUGAACAGCCCCAGCACUCUCCUCAUCGUCCUCCCCAUCACCGAGAUCCCCGGGUUGAAGAUGCCAAGUCCAAAUCCAUGGCUAACCUUCACAUGGACAAUUCGUUCGAUCACCGAGACCCGCCUCAUCACCAGCACAACAUGCGGCCUGCAGCUUCCGUCGGUGCGCUUCAGAAUGCCAAUGUUCCGUUCCAGGACUAUUACAAUCAGGGCCGCAAUGAUCCACGGGGAAACGAUUAUGAAAAUCACCCAAGCGUUGAUCCGAGAAUCCCCAGGCACCAACAGGAUCCCAUGCGUAACCACGGAUACACUGAUGUGAAUCAUAAUGUUCCUCCGGGGCAUUUAGUGAAACCACAGUUGCGUGAGAAUGUGGAACAAGGCUCUCCCUCUUCCAGGCACUCGGGGUCCAGCGGCCGUGAGGAGAGGCCACAGUCUGCUUAUUACCCUCAUCAGGUCCAGCCAGACUUUGGUCGGGAGGAGAGACCCAAGUCCAUGGAGGUGAACCUGGGUAAGAUUCAGGAGAUGCAGCAGAGGUAUGGGCACCCUCAACACUCUCCACACCAGUCUCCUCACGAGAGAAGUUUCGAUAAUGAACGGGAUCCAAAUUACAUCAACAUGAGGGCACAACAGCAACAGAUGCAGAGUGGGUACGUUAACCAAAGCGACAUACCAAGAUACACUGCCAGCAACGAAUCCAGGCAACUCAACUUCUACGAGAACACCUCUCCCAGGCAGAACGAAGCCUCGCCCGCAUUUCACCAGUUGAAGCCUGCUGAACUUGAUGGCAAGAAACCUCCACCUACCAUGCCAAAACCCUCUGUGGCUCCCAAACCAAAUGCUCCCAAAGUGACCCCCGCAGACAUUCCCAGAGUGGAUAUAGAUAACAGACAAACCCAGUCACAUUUCUUUGAGCCCAAAAUUCAACAGCAACUAGAACAAAGAUCGCCCAAAGUUCCCUCCUCCCAGGUAAGCUAUACACAGGGACGAGGAAUGCCACCACAUAGUGCUGGAUAUCAGCAUGACCCGCGGACAAACAGUCUACCUCGGGGAAAAUUCACUCCCCCCAGAGACAGCAGUUACCCUCAACAAACGCAUCAAAGCCCAGAGUUGCCUCCCCCACCCCAGGAGAUUCCCCCCGAGCUUCCUCCACCCCCAGCUCCCGAGGACCUACCAGAGGUCUUACCUCCGUUACCCCCUCCUCCAGCUAAUGAAUAUUCAUUAGAUCCACAAUAUGCAAAUUCAGCCGACCCAAGAUUUGGGCCUCCUGGUGGUUUUCAACACCAGGGUAGAUUCGGUCAUCCUCAACAGAGGGUUCAGCCACAACAACAGAGAAACAUGGGAUUCGUAGAACCACAACAGCAGCACCCUCCUCACUCGGCCACGCUGCCCAACAGAUUUCAACAGCCCAGUAAUGACUAUCAAAACAUUCUAUAUGAGAAACAAAAUAGACCAUUUGACUCUUCCAUGCAACAUCCAGCUAAUCAAAAUUUGUACGAGUCGUAUGAUCCUAAAUCGCGGUCACUGCCUCCAAUGAAAAUGGAUCCUCAGUUAUCUAAACACAGGUUGAUGACAGAGGUGAAUGAGGUCGCCCUGAGGGCACAAAAGGAUGGAGGCCCUCUUGCUUCUCCCUGGGACAGAGAGGAGCAGGAAAAACUCAACAAAAUGAGGGAGGAAGAGAUGAGUCGGUUACGUGAGAUGGAGAUAAAUGAGCUGGAAUCUCGGUCGUAUCUCAGUCCGCAGGAACAAGACAGGUUGAAGAAGUUGCGUCUGGAACAGGAGUUUCAGCGCCGAGUGCAGGAGUGUGCCAGCCGAGACGAUGACGACGAGGAUUCUGAUACCGAAAUAUCGAGCCGUACUCAGGUAGGUCGGGAAUAUUUGAUUCAAACCAUUCAAGAUGAUAUCGUGAAGGCCCACAGGAAGCUGGAGGAACUGAAUCAAAAGCAUUUGUAUGAGGAGUACGAACGAGAAAAAGAUCGCAUGCAGAGACUGGAGAGGAAGUUAGAAAUGUUCGAGAUGGAACGAGAGGAGAGACAACAAAGAUUGCAAAAGAGGCAGGAGAAAAAAUUACGGGAACAGGAAGAGUACCAGCGUAAACAGAGGGAUUUACGUGAGAAACAGCGCCAGGAUUACGAGGAGCAAAAGAGAAUUAUGAAGCUAGAGGAGGAGAAACUGAUGAAGAAGAAACAAGAGGAGGAACAGAGGAGGAAGGAAAUGGAGAGAGAAAGACUUCGAGAACUGGAGGCCCAGCGUGAGCAGGAGGAGGCGCGACUUCGAGCAGAGGCACGACAAAGACAGGAGGAGCAUCAGCGACGAGAAGUAGAAGCUCGUGAGCGCGAGCGAAGAGAGCAGGAGAAGCGGGAUCAGGAACUGCGUGUGAGAGAAGAGGCCCAGCGACUGGAAGCAUUACGACUUCAGAGCCAGCCCCCAGGGUACAACCAGCAGUAUGCUAACUUACCCGCCCACACACAGUACGGGGUACCUGCCCCCCCAAUGAGGGGAUCCUCGUACGACGUACAUGUUAUGAACAGACAGAAUGAUAGGAACCCUGAAAUGCAAAAUGGCUUCCGUAACAUGAACAAUAACAAUCCAAAUUAUAGAAAUAUGCCAGAAACUGUCGCCAAGAAAUCGGUGUCCUUUAACACGCAGUUAGAAACUCGGAACACGUAUAGCGUAGGAAGUGAGAGUGACAGAACACCUUACGCUUCACAGUCUUCAUAUCGGUCGUCCACGUCCGAUCAGAAUGACCCCCAUUCCCCAUACGGACAGCCUUCUACCCCCGAUCAUGCCCCGGACAAUGUGUUUGAUCACAGUAAUACACCCCAGCAAAAUCAUGUGUCAUAUAAAACAACAGAAAUCACACCUACAGUGGUAGGCUCACAGGAAGUGUACCGCGACCCCCGCAGUCGAAUUAUGGCCCAGAAGGAGGCUCAAGGUGGCAAUGCCUUCACCAAGAAAUCGACGUCUGAUCGAAUGUCCUUCAGAGACAAAAUGAAAUUUUUUGCUCAAGAGGCUGGUGAAAAUACCCCAAAAGAAAAACCGAAAGCAUCAAAGACACUUAGAAAUAUUGAAUCUCAACUUCAUAAUGGGAAAUGACAGUCAGACUUAAACUAGCAAUUAACCAAUUAAGUCAUUAAUGCUUUUAUCACCCGAGAUCGAGCACCGACUUCAGGUGUGGAGUCCGUCAUUGUCUGGGGUUCAUUCAUUAACUGAAUAUCAGGAUUUAUCAGCCAGGAAGUUUAACAUCAGGCUUUAUCAGCCAGGAAGUUUAACAUCAGGCUUUAUCAGCCAGGAAGUGCAGUAUGAAGUUAUCCCGGUAUCGACUUACUUUCGUGUUUUCGUUGGCAAAUUUUGAAGUAUAUUUUUGCUAUUUAAAAUAUUUUUGAUGUGAUACUACGAUAUUAUGAUGAAAUGUGCAGGAAUUUAAUAUAACUACUACUAAUUAGUUUAUGGAUUUAUGUUCAAGGCCAGCUGUAGUUGUGAAAAGGAACUUGUUAGCUGUUUUGUUUUUAACUUGCACAUGGUUUGUGUAGGUCAGUGAAUGCGUUUAAUUUUGUCAGUUGUCAAAAGAAUUGGCCUCUUUUUUUUAAUUUAAGUUUUUCCUCAUGUCUAUGAAAGCAAGCAAGGAAAAUGUCCAUUCUUCGUAAGAAUUUGAUAUGAUUAUCAGUUAGUCGAAGAAGAGAAGCCAUGGAAAUCACCAUUAACAUUCGAUAGAAAUCGAAGAACAAAACAUACAUUGCUGAUGCAUAUAAAUGUAUGAACAAUUUUAUUGUCCUUGUAAAUACGUGUUAUGUGAUGAACAUGCUGUACAGAAAUAAGAUUUUUAUAAUGAUGUAUUUCAUAGCCAGUAGGUUAGCAGAGGCAAAACUGAACAAACUUGUGAUAGAGGUCGAUACCAUGUUACAUAGCAUGCACGAUAUCAUCAGACAUAACUUGCAUGUAACGUUUCAUUAAUCUGGUUUAGCAGCUAUAAGAUUUAUCGUCUUCGUUCCAUCGCACACAUUUCCAUGGUUAUCACUUUUUAUAUUAUACAAAUGUAGUGGUUGUUGAAUUAUUUUUUUUUAAAUUUAAAAACUUAUUGAAAUUUUUACCCAUUCUAACUGUUGAUAUUAACUACAUGUAUAUUUAUGUAUACCAAUAUUCAUUCUGUAUUUUAGCUCUUUGCUCUUAGGCAGUUUCUGUCGGAAUGGUGAUGAUUUUUUUUUUACGUCCUACGCUUAGAGGAAUAAAAUUUCUGUGCGAUCUGUUAUAUUCUACAAGUGUGAUACAGAACAAGGUUGUGAGGACUUCCAAAAACAGGUGAUUUAUUUGUGCGCUUUUUUUUCCACAGAAAGGAUCCUUGUGUUGUGACAAAACUAUCUCUUUGAGAACCACAGCGGUGGGAUACGGAUAGGAUGAUGCUGAAUGCUUUUGUUAAAUUUACACAUGCUCCUGUGUUUAUCUGUCAUUCCCCUACUUCCAUUUCUUUCAUUCCAUUGUUACAAUCUGACAACAUUCCAUUUUUGUGUUUCUACUUAAAACCUUUGUCUUUUCUGUUAUCUCGAAAAAUAAACGGAGAAAUCUUGUACCAACACUACACAAACUAAUAAUGGUGUUUGUAUUUUGGAGAUUUUGAAUUUUCAAGGAGUUAAAAUUCUGGUUGGGUGAUUUUUCUAUGUCACCCAGCAUUUGUCACAUCUAGUCAGGACAUUUUCAUGUUACCAUGGUGAUAUAGCUGCUAACUUGCAUACACAUGUAUCUGAUGCAAAGCAAUAAAUUAAUUUGUAUAUUGAU